AUGGUCGCAUUCAUCAUCCCCAGUAACUACGGUGCCGUGAUUGGCGUGGCGCUCGGCGCUAUCCCUGUCCUCGGAUUCGUUCACGGUAUCGUCACCGGCAGCCUGCGCAAGCAGGCCAAGGUGCCCUACCCCAACAGCUAUGCUUCUAUGGAGCUCUCCAAGGAGAAUGCCAAGGCAGAACAGUUCAACUGCGCCCAGCGUGCCCACUCCAACUUCCUCGAAAACUCCUCGCAGACCAUGCUCUUCACUCUCGUUGCUGGUUUGAAGUACCCUGAGUAUGCGGCUGGUCUUGGUGCUCUGUGGGUGUUCUUCCGAGUACUGUUCCUCUACGGCUACGUCUACUCCGGGAAGCCGCAGGGUAAGGGCCGCAUGAUUGGUAGCUUCUUCUGGCUGGUGCAGGGCGCACUCUGGGGACUGAGUGUGUUCGGUGUUGGACGGUCUCUGAUCUCUCUCUAA
Messenger RNA from Penicillium brevicompactum, 456 nucleotides. Its product is annotated as MAPEG family protein. Gene Ontology annotation, cellular component: endoplasmic reticulum; membrane; nuclear envelope. Lineage: Eukaryota; Fungi; Ascomycota; Eurotiomycetes; Eurotiales; Aspergillaceae. Gene Ontology annotation, molecular function: glutathione transferase activity; glutathione peroxidase activity. The transcript has 3 exons. The record is from RefSeq and is a predicted model, not a curated record. Bases 1 to 456 code for a protein of 151 amino acids.